Messenger RNA from Herpailurus yagouaroundi (jaguarundi), 5584 nucleotides. It is a transcript of the gene RAB21, whose product is annotated as RAB21, member RAS oncogene family. Gene Ontology annotation, molecular function: GTP binding; GTPase activity. The record is from RefSeq and is a predicted model, not a curated record. Lineage: Eukaryota; Metazoa; Chordata; Mammalia; Carnivora; Felidae. The transcript is spliced from 7 exons. The coding region runs from base 266 to 934 and encodes 222 amino acids. Gene Ontology annotation, biological process: Rab protein signal transduction.
GUAGGAGGAAGGAGACGCCAUUAGAGGGAGGCGGAGAGGGAGUGCUCUUCGCCUUUCCUCGGGUGCCUGACGUGGUGGUUGGGGGGCCCUUCAUUCUCGGACUUCCCUCGGCCCUUCCAGGCUUCGCCCGGAGGCGAGAGUGGAGACGGCGCCCCGGGUUGACGGGUCGGUGCGGAGGGGCCUGCGCCGGCCGCGGCUGUGAAGGCGCUGCGGCGGCUGUGGGGAGCUCGGCGCAGCUCUAGGGCUCGGGCGGCGGGGAAACGGGAUGGCUGCGGCCGGCAGCGGAGGGGCGGCGGCGGGCAGAGCCUACUCAUUCAAGGUGGUGCUGCUGGGGGAAGGCUGCGUGGGGAAGACGUCGCUGGUGCUGCGCUACUGCGAGAACAAGUUCAACGACAAGCACAUCACCACUCUGCAGGCAUCAUUCUUGACAAAGAAGUUAAAUAUUGGUGGGAAAAGAGUAAACCUUGCUAUAUGGGAUACAGCAGGUCAAGAGAGAUUCCAUGCAUUGGGUCCAAUUUACUACAGAGAUUCAAAUGGAGCUAUUUUAGUUUAUGAUAUAACAGAUGAAGAUUCCUUUCAGAAGGUAAAAAACUGGGUCAAAGAAUUACGGAAAAUGUUGGGAAAUGAAAUCUGUUUAUGUAUAGUUGGUAAUAAAAUAGACUUGGAAAAGGAGAGACAUGUUUCCAUUCAAGAAGCAGAAUCGUAUGCAGAAUCUGUUGGAGCAAAACAUUAUCAUACUUCAGCCAAACAGAACAAAGGAAUUGAGGAACUCUUUCUUGAUCUUUGUAAAAGGAUGAUAGAAACAGCACAAGUGGAUGAGAGAGCAAAAGGCAAUGGCUCCAGUCAACCAGGAGCCACAAGGCGGGGUGUACAGAUUAUUGAUGAUGAACCUCAAGCCCAGAGCGGUGGCGGAGGGUGCUGUUCUUCUGGAUAACUGAUCACACUUAAGAGAUUAAACAAACAAACUGUGGAUCAUUGCCCUCAACAUGAAGACUGCCAUAUUCCAAGUCACAUUAUUUUACCAAUGGAAUUAUAGAAUUAACAGUAUUUUAAAUUACGUUUAUAACACUGCAGAGACCUUAAGUGCUAAACUUAGUGGAGUUUGUGACCAGAGAAUUGGCAUUUUUCUACAAAUGUUAACAAAGCAAUUACCAAUGGCCUUUUUACAUAUUUUUUUUUCUUUAAUAAGGAAUAAUAUGCAUGUAGAAAAGACCUACUUAAAGGCUUCAUUUAUAUUCUUUUAAAUCAAAUCUUUAUUUAAUAACUUAUAUAUGUUGUUGGAAUGGUAUACAUUUUUGCAGCCCUUUGUAUUUUGUGGUAGUUUGAAUUGUAUCACUUCUAAACAGCAAACUGUUUUUGUUUUCUUUUUUUUUGUUUUUUUUAAAUUAGCAGAUACCUGAAGUACUAUUUUUGCAGGGUUUGCACAGGCCCCUUAACUGUCUACUACUUUGAUAUAAUCUAUAUACAACCUGUAUGCUGAGCUGGUAAAAUACAUUAUAAAAUUACAUAUUAAAUAUUUUAUCUGCUUUUAAAAGCGCAAGGUGCAAAACUACAUACAGUAGUCUCAUUGAUGACUGUAAAGUGAAUUAACAUUUGGUGAUAAUGCCUAAGCUUUUUGACUCUGACAUAAAGAUCAUAGCUCCCCUUCACUUUUGUCUUAACUUGAAAGUGGCGUGUUUCAAUUUUCACAUAUACUUUACUUGAAUUAUUGCUGUUGUCAUAUUUUUGCCUCUGUAAGUCUUUCUGAUGAUUGAACAACAGCAUUUGCCUUUUGGUUUGUUGGGGUUUGGGGGGGCUUUUUUUGUUUGUUUUUAUUUUUGUUUGGGGGGGAUUUUUUUGGAUAAAAGAGAUGAAUUCUGCUGAUUUUGUUUUAGAGUGGUUACCUUAGAAGUAUUUGAGUGGAGCAUGCUGAAUUUCACUUCUGCAAUGGCUUUAGUUUUCUCUUAGGCUUUAUAUGAGAUGGGUUCACUGGUGUCAGAAGAGAGGAAGAGGUACCAGACAGUUGCCACUCACCAAGACUCAUUCAUACAGCAUGUUAAUGGGUAGUUCAUGCUCCUGGGGCAGCACUUUUAAAUCCUUGUGAGCAAAUUGUAUUUGUUCAUUGCUUGCCACAGAUGAACACAGAAAAGUUUGUUCCAUUUUAUAAGAGCUGUCCUGAGUUUCUGUGAAGGGAAACAUUUCAUGUAAUGCGGUUAUAGCAAACACUGGAAAGAUUUAUUAUAAAAUUAUAUUCUUGUAUACUUUGUAAAUUAGUCUCAUUAGGUUUUUUUUUUUUCCUAAGCAUAGGACUGAACUUAAAUUUGUUAAUUUUAAUAGAAUCAGACAGUGCUCACAGAAGGAUCACAAAUUGUGGAAAUUAACAUACAUUGUUCUUGUUCUAAUAUAUAUAUUUUUCCAUUUCUGUCAUGCUUGGAAAACUAGUAAAUGUUAUGUCUAAGAUAAAAUGGAAUGGUUCCUGGAUUUACUUCUUACAAGAAGCAGUAGUAUGCAAUAAAGUCGUUGGCAUGAGCAAUUAAGAGGAUGUGAAGAGGUUAUAGUUACUAAAGAAGUACUACCAUAUUUUUAAGUUAAGAGCUUAAGGUUUCCCAAAUGGGUUUAAAGUUGAAUGGAUUGACACCUUUAUGCUGUGCUGUUAAAAUUUUAACUUAGUAUUAAGGGUUCUGUGAGCCCUCACUUUACCUUCUUUAGUUCCUCUCCUUCCCAAACUCAACACACGGUUCUCUCUGUUGUGUGUGUUUGGGAAGGAUGGUAUGGGAAGAGUCAGAGAGAUAAGCUAACAUUUGUUUUAUUUUGUUUUGUUUUGUUGAUUGUAUAGUCUCUCAGUUUCCUAUGAAGUUUGUGUUUAUGCAGGGCAUCAUGGGAGACCAGAGGAAUCAUGAGUAUAAAUACAGGAAAAAUUGUUUUUGCUCUUCUGGUUCUUCCACAGGUAGUAAAGAAAGCCUUGCCAUUUCUACUAUCAUACGUGCAGAUGGGAAAGAAGCUCUUGUUCAGAGUGAACUGUUUUUUAAACUAAUGAGAGGUGAAAUUGAGCUUGAUUUCAAAAAGUAAAAUCAUAAAGCCUGAUAAUUGAAGAGUUGUACUCUCAAUUUUUGACCCUAUGUUAAUGAUAUUAAGUCCAGAUAAGAACCUCUGCUCCAAAGUUGCCAGAUAAUUAUUGAUGGGGUACAACCACUCUCCAUAUAUUUUUUUCUUUACUCUCCCUUAGUUUCUGUCUAUCAUUCUUAACCUCAAGCAUUUCAUUCUGUUUUUCACCUUGUAAUUUAAGCUAAUUCAAUAGCAACAAUAAAUAAUAGGGAAUACCUGUCCUUGCUCUAAAGUCUGAGCGUUCUCUAGGUAGGAUGAAGGAGGAAUGAAAGAGGACCAGCCAAUUGCAGUAUGUGCAUAAAGGAGAGAUAAAGAGAUGAGAAACUAAGGCUGAGGAAAUUUCUCUGAUACUUUCUUCACUUCUUUAACAUAUCUUUUGUGUUCCUGUCCUUAUGAAUUGUACUAUUAGGAAGAAGACAUGAGUUGUUGUAUUGUAUGUUAAAAGUAGUAGGUAGGUAGAACCAAUAUAUUUUUCAGCUAGUAAGUGUAUACAUUUAGUAUAUAUAAUUAAAAAUUGGUAUAAGAUAGUCAUUAAAAAUACCUGAAUAUUAUGUUAAAAGUAUACAAUCGUUUCUGUAAUGAUGAUGAGUAUUCUGCAUCUCGUUUUGCUUUGUGAUUAUAGAGGAAGAUCAUUGUUUUUAAAAAUGUAUAUUGCAACAGUUUGGGGGUAAACAGCAAUCUCAAAAAAAAAAAAGCAUCAUGUGAUUGUAUGAAAUAUGAGUGUUUGAAUUUGUUUUGUUCUGGGAAAAUCACCUGAAAACACCCUAAAGCUAUGGCUGUUAUAGCUAAAUUGAAGUCCUUUUUUGUUUGUUUUUAAUAUUAGCUAUAUGUUAUUAAUGAUUACAUUUUAUUUGGCAUUAGAGUAAGAAAGAAGAAUGAUAUAGGUUUUCAGCAAGAAAAGAUAAAAUUUGGGAUAUAUGACAGGAGGUUAGUGAGGAGUAGACUAGAAGUCAGGUAGAUAUGAAACUCUAAAACCUGACAUUUUUAUAAUUGUUUUGAAAUACAUUAUCAUUUCUAAAUAAGGCAAGUUAUGCAUUGUACCAUAUAUUUAGAACAUACACAAAAUGAAUUGGCAUACUAUGUAAUAUGAUUUGCAAUUUUCUGUAUUGUAAAUGCUACCAGGAAUCUAGAUCAUUGAUGUUAUCUCCAAAUAAUAGAAUUUAUCCUUAUAAUUACCACUUAUAUUCUCUCCAGAAGUGAGAUGUUGAUCUGUGCCUUUAACUUCUGAAAUUCAUCUUUUGACCUCCGUUUGCCAUAUAGUUUUCUUUAUAGAUGCAGUCUGGCAAAGAGGGAAUACAUAUUUUGUGGCUAGUAAAGCUGUUGAGAUCUUCUAGAAAAGGGUGUAGAUCAGUUGCAACCAGCAGGAGCCUUACGAUAAUGUCUAAAGUACAGGGACUAAGUAGAUCUUUAUUCUUUUCUAAAUUUCAAAAUGUAUUACCUAGGUUUUAAUAACUAAAAGCUGGGAUUCAUUGAAUAUAUACAUUCACUUGAUUUUGUAAUAGGCGUUGAUUCUAGUAUUUUGCUGUUCUAUAAUUUUCAGUCAACAAAAACAAUAAUGUAUUUGGACCAAAAUUCAUGUUACAUAUAUGUCUGGCUUCGAUGUCUUUUCCCUUUGCAAAGAAAACAAAUCAAUCAGAAUUCUGAGCAAGUUUUCCUAAAUGCAAGUAUUAUAAUAUUAAUCAUAUGUAAUGAAAAAAUGUAAAAAUACUCUUUUAAGAGUUUCCACUUUCAAGCAACAAUGCUUCUCUUCUAAACAAAUACCACUUUAAUUUGAUAGACUUCUAGCACUGCGUAUGCUCUCUGAUUUAUGUAUCAUCUCUCCUGAGAAGCUGAGCGUGCUUUUAAAUAUUAGCCUUUCUACCACAAAUUUUCAGUAGAUACACUAACAUGGCAAGUUGAUGUUACAUGGCACACCCAGUAAGAAUCUUAUUCUUUAAGCAUCUUGUCCUCUUCGGAGGCCUGCACGUAUUUCUAAGUGCUUUACAUUAAAGCCAAAAGAUGAACCUGUCUAUCUUUAUUCCCAGUAUAUCAGUUCUCACCUUGAUUUUGAUACUUCCAGACAACUGUAUCAUCUCUUCAUUAUCAAAUACUCAAGAAAAAGCUAAUAUGACUUCCUUAAGUUCGAGCUUGUGUAGAGCAAUGAGAGAAAGGUGAGGGACAGCAGAGAUAAAGUACGGUAAUGUUGAAAUACAGACAACAGUGGUAUUUGCUAAACUGUAUCGUUGGUAGCAAGCUCUUUUAAGGAAACCAUCACAUGUAGUACUUCCUAGAAAUGUAAAAGCUCAUUUUUUUUAAUUAUCUGAGAAUAUAUUCUAGGAAAAAAAGAAUAAAUAUUGUGAAAGUGCCCCUCAGGCACCCUCUCCCAAAUGGAAAACAUUGCUGUGUAGUAUAUACUCUUCAAUUACCUUUUUGCUGUGCAUUUAUAUACAUAUAUAUUUACCUAUAGAAAUACAUAGUUUUGUGGGUUCUAAAUUUUUAUAUAAAUUCUGUCUUACUACGC